CCCCCUUCCAUCAUUUUCCCAUCUCUUACUCCCUUCCCUACAACAAACAUGGCCGCGAAAUCUGACGGUGCACCCGUCUCUCUACGAAACGAAAUCCCACCCGAGUGUCCUUCCAGGUCGGACUCGCGGCGUCCCCAGCGCCGUCACACCGCGCAGCGCUACACCCUCCAGGACUGCUGCUGGACGCUCUGCGCCCUUUUGGUCUUCUUCUCGGACGGGGCCUCAGACCUGUGGCUGGCUGCCGACUACUACCUAAGGAGGGAGUACUGGUGCUUUGCACUGACUCUGGUCUUUGUGAUAGUCCCCUCCGUAGUAGUACAAGUGUUGAGCUUCCGAUGGUUCGCCUAUGAUUUCUCGGAAACCGUCGAGAGCAGCACGGCUGCGGCCGCUGUUGUGGCAGCGUCGGGAGCGGAGGAGAGCGACUUCAGCACCAAGGACAGCGGCGAGCGGGGCGCUGGCCAUGCUGCCUCGGCCGGGCUGCUGUCAAGGCCGGGCACCGGGGGUGGAGCCCGGGGCUGCUGCAGAGCCCUCAUGUGGUUCUUCCAGGCCAUCAUUCACAUCUUUCAGCUGGCACAGGUCUGGAGGUAUGUCCACGCCUUGUAUUUGGGGGUGCAGAGCCGCUGGCAUGGAGACCCAGAGCGCCGCCACUACUACUGGCGCAUGAUGUUCGAGAGCGCAGAUAUCAGCAUGCUGCGUCUGCUCGAGUCCUUCCUGAAGAGCGCUCCCCAGCUGGUGCUGCAGCUCAGCAUCAUGAUCCACACCAGUCAGGUGUUGCCUCUCCAGGGGCUUUCAGCUUCUGCCUCACUGAUAUCCCUCGCCUGGAUGAUCUCUUCCUAUCAGAAAGUCUUGAGAGACUCUCGAGAUGAUAAGCUCCCCAUGACCUACAAAGCCGUGAUAGUUCAGAUUCUGUGGCACUUGUUCACCAUCGGAGCUCGCACUCUGGCCUUCGCUUUAUUUGCCUCUGUGUUCCAGCUUUACUUUGGCAUCUUCAUCGUAGCCCACUGGUGCAUCAUGACUUUUUGGAUAAUUCAAGGCGAGACAGACUUUUGCAUGUCCAAAUGGGAGGAGAUCAUCUACAACAUGAUGGUCGGCAUCAUGUAUGUUUUCUGCUGGUUCAGCGUCAGGGAGGGGCGCACUCGCUGCAGGAUGCUCAUCUACAGCCUGACUGUGUUCAUUGAGAAUGUGGCGCUCACCACCGCCUGGUACCUGUACCGCACCAGUGCUGAGCGCCAUGGCAACUCUGACUUCUACGCCGUCAUCAUGGUGUGUGUGGUGGCCAGCAGCUAUGCUCUGGGCACCUUCUUCAUGUUUGUGUAUUACUGUCUGCUGCAUCCUGAUGGCUCAGUCUCAGGGUGGGGUUAUAUAGUAACAAAGGAGGUGCCUGUAGAGUCGCUGGCCUCCCCAGCCUCCAGCCUCCCCCCUGAUCUGGUGAGCAGUCCUCCCAGGACCCUCCAGAGAACUAAAGGGUCAGAAAGGGAGCAGGGACCUGGGAUAGAUGGAGAUGUGUUUCAGGUCCGGCCUCCCAGAGGAGCUAAGCUCCCAGUGCCUCACCUCAAACCCAGGACAGAGGGGCCCGUCAUCCGAAUAGACUUGCCCAGAAAGAAAUACCCCGCCUGGGAUGCUCACUUCAUUGACCGUCGACUGCGUAAAACUAUCCUGGUGCUCGAGAGUGCUGCCCCAGUCACUCCAAGGAUUCAGUAUCGCUGCCUGGGCACACCCAAAGAAGUGAUGGAGUAUGAAACCACCGUGUAAUGUGCUGAAGGUGCUGUGACUCAGCUCGUUGUAGUGUGGACAUCCUGCCUUUAAUUAAAACGGCAGGAGGAUGGCUCUCACUGAGCAGCCUGCCUCUGCUCCACACUUGUGCUGCCAGGCACUGCACACAAACAGGCAAAGAAAAUGGAUGGAGUGUUGUGUCUUUAUGUUCUAAGAAGAAAAUAUCCUGUGAUAGUGUGAAAUGAUGGUGCAUAUUUUGGUUUCUGUAUCAAUUCUCAGGUGUGACACAGGAGGAGGCAGCAGUUAGCUGCAAAGCUCACUGUCUGGUAAACUUGAAGAGUCUUACAGGUAGGCAGAGCAGUAGAGCUGUUAUCAAAUCAGAGAAAGAAAGUCCUUCUGAGUGAGGGUGCUUCAACACACCUUCUCCAGGUUGCUUACAACAGAGACGAGCCUUCAACAUGCAUGAUCGUUUAUGGCAGCUAGAACACUGUUCAAUGAGCAGGUGAGGCAGUUGAAGAGGCUGUCAUUUUAAACAUGAUCCACAGAAAACAUCACUUCCCACAGGUUUUCAGUAUGUUGAAGGAGUCUCUGGAAGCGCUGCUUCAAAUCUGAAGGGCAGGUUAAAGGCAACAUUUGAGCUGAAUGUAAAAACUGUUGACAAUGUGAUUACUUGUGACAAAGACUUCUUGAGCAUUUUUUUGUUGUAAUGCAACAUUCUUGUAGUAGUUUUUUUUUUAUUUUUUGUUAAGGUCAGCUGAAAAAAUAGUGUGUGUUUACAAGCAAUUUGGGACAUAUCACCAUAUUAAUUUUAACAAGAUGCACCUUCCUCCAGAAUGUGUAUAUGCUGAACAUUGGCCACAUUAUGAUUUCCAUCACAUUUACAGGAUGUAUUCUCCAGAUAUGAUUCAACAUGUUCAUAUUUUAUACAUGCAAAAAGACAAUGUUUUAUACAUAAAUUACUGUACAAUGAAGAGAAACUCAGCACUGUCUUUCAUUCAGAAAAUAGCUGCAGACUCCUAAAAAAAAUAUAAGAUUGAUAAUUCAGGGCUGAGGUACUUUUUAGUAACACUUUAGUUUACAAUUGUUUCCAUAUAAUUUCUAAAAUAAAUAAAUAAAAAUGUGUAAUUUGUUACAGAUUGUGUGGAAACAGAAAAAGUUCAAUGCUUUAAGCUGUGUGUUGAGUUAAACUUUUUUUUUUUUUUUUUACUGAAAACAAACCUAUUGGUGAUAAUUUCUCAAAAAUAUGAUUAUUUAGGUUUUCAGCUGACCUGCUUUGCACUGACUAAAAGAAGUGUGGUUAUACUGCUGUAGUUUAAUGCUAGGAUUGAUCAUUUUGAAGUUCAUUACCUGAAUGCAUUUAGGUUUGCUUUUUCUAAGCCAUAAUUAGUGACAAAUUAAUUAAAUCUUUCU
Melanotaenia boesemani (Boeseman's rainbowfish) is the source of this 3123-nucleotide messenger RNA. It is a transcript of the gene xkr7a, whose product is annotated as XK related 5-like. The record is from RefSeq and is a predicted model, not a curated record. Bases 49 to 1752 code for a protein of 567 amino acids. Gene Ontology annotation, cellular component: plasma membrane. The transcript has 3 exons. Lineage: Eukaryota; Metazoa; Chordata; Actinopteri; Atheriniformes; Melanotaeniidae. Gene Ontology annotation, biological process: phosphatidylserine exposure on apoptotic cell surface; engulfment of apoptotic cell; apoptotic process involved in development.